Molecule: messenger RNA, 1128 nt
Organism: Symbiodinium necroappetens
Lineage: Eukaryota; Dinophyceae; Suessiales; Symbiodiniaceae
Source: the annotation of a GenBank genome assembly
AUGAGCUCCCCGAUCAGUGAGAAAGGGAACAAAGGAGCCCCGACUCCGGGUGCACCGAGUGUCGAGGUCCUGCGCCAGGAGGUCCUUAACCUUAAGACGAAGCUGCGAGAUGCAGUGAAGUCACAGGAGGAUCUGCGUGAACAGCUAGUUCCAAUCGAACGGGUGAAGCUCGAAUGGAGGAACGAAAAAACGCUCCGAGAGAAGACAGAAGAGCAGGUGAGAUCGCUGGAGGCCAAGGUCCUAGGUUUGACACGAAAGUUGGAAGAUGUCAAUGGGGAACUGCAUCAGCAGAAGGCCGAAACCAGGAAGUACGAGGAUCGUUGUCUGGAAUUUGAGAAGGUGUGCGCUGAGCUGGGUCAGCAGGAGCGUGGCGCACAGGUACAACUCCUUCGUGCACAGGAGCGCGAGCAGCUUUCCCGUGUCGAUGCCUUCAACCAUACUCUUGCCAGAGCAAAAGCAGAAGAGCGGUCGGAGGAGGCUUUGGCAAAGGUUCAUAGCAGAGAGCAGCAGCUUCACGCUCUGAAGGCAGACCUGCAUGUUCUCGGAGGACACGCGGCAGAUGUGCGAGACGAGCUUUUCGAAAAGCGUGCGGCCGUCAACGGUUUGGGCAAGGAGCACGCGGCUCUCAAACGGGAGCAUGCCGAGCUGAAGAGGAAUUUCGAUGGUCAGCAAGAGGUUUUGAAGCAGGCAAUGGCAGAACUUGGGGCAUUGCAAGAGUGCAAGGCCCGGCUAGAACAGGACCUAAAGUCAGCUCGUGAGUCGAAAGAGGUUUCUGGAGUGCCCCACCCCAUGGAAGCUCUGAUAUCUCAUGUGCAGCCUGACAGACUGGAGAGAAAGUCUGCUCCGCCUUUGCAGCUUCCAGCUCCUCAUGACAGCACACUGGCUUUCCGCAGUGCUAUGGACGAUAAGGAUCUUCCGGGUUUAGCGAAGCAUUUGCAGUGGCAGAUGAGCCGACUCAAAUCGAGGCGAGACUACCCGCGUUGCGCAGCGGCCCGCCAGCUGAGAGGUAGAAUUCUUGGAGGCGAGCACGGGCGAGGACCUCUGUUCGGCGAGGAACUGGAUGAGUGCAGGGCAGAGCCUGAGUUUCAAGACGAGCUGCGGAGUCUUGUGGGAUUGCCGCGCAAUUGA